Molecule: messenger RNA, 1440 nt
Organism: Alternaria arborescens
Lineage: Eukaryota; Fungi; Ascomycota; Dothideomycetes; Pleosporales; Pleosporaceae
Exons: 3
Coding region: 1-1440 (479 amino acids)
Biological process (GO): regulation of DNA-templated transcription
Molecular function (GO): DNA binding
Source: RefSeq, a predicted model, not a curated record
AUGGACACAAAUCGACGGCCCCCGCCAGCGAGUCGCCAGCGGAGGACCGCCUCACUAUGUUCCUCAGCCUUAUCGGCCAACAACAAUUACCACAUUCCAACCACCACAACGAUCGAUGCUCGCACUCUAUGGUACACCACUUGCGAUCAAGCGCCGCCAGUAUUCAGUGAUGCUCUUGACAGUUCACAGCAUGUUCGAACGCUAUGGCUCUGGACUCGAUCUGAACACGAACAUACCUACAACGACGAGUUCGGUGCUAGCGCCGCGUUCUCAGAGCCCUCCAUACAAGAGCUAAGCGAGCCGCCCUGGCUUCAAGAGUCUCUUGGAGCUACCAUACCUGGACAUGUAGCACUUUCAGAUCUAGAGUUGAUGCCAUCUUCUUUUGACUAUGGAGACCUCAAUCCAUUAGUCGAUUGGUGCGGCAAUGCCGACCGCACCACAUAUCUGAAUUCAACGUCUCCAAUACCAAGUUCGAGGUGGACGGACGACUCCUCGCUCACUGCCCUUAAUGAACGUUCGCCUGCCUCUCAUACAAGCGAAACGUCCAAAGAUUCGGGAAGGAGCCUUACUCAUGGACGCAUGGACUCUGCGAGGCGCUGGCUUCACGCCCACCCCUUCGAUCAAUAUCCUACAGCCGAACAGAAGCUAGAGCUUGCGGCUGCUGCCGGCAUGACAAUCCCUCAGUUGAAUCGGCGAUUGACUAAUCUUAGAAAGCGUGAUAGACACGUACUCGAUGAACUAUGUAAUAAUUCAGACGCUAAUGUCAAUGCUUCUGGUGCUUCUCGUCGUCAUACCUCGCUUGGAACUGCCGUCAAUUCAGGGCGGAAGGGCAAGAGACGGUAUGUAUCCAGGCCUUCUCCUACCAAUGGGACGGGGACAACAAUACAUCCACGAGAUUCUUCCAGUGAUGGCAGUGGUGACACUGCCAAUCGUUAUCACUGCACAGUGUGCCCACAAAAGUCUUUCAAGAACCCAUACUCUUGGAAGCGGCACGAAGCCGGAGUUCAUCACUUCGGCAGCACUCGCUGGUUUUGCUUGCUCGACAACGUCGCUAUCAUGCCGGGUAUGAAGUGCGUCUUCUGCUCUGAUCUCGUCCAUGAUGUGAGCCACUUCGAUCAACACAAUAUCCAGGUCUGCUUGAAGAAGGACAAGAGCGCGCGGGUGUUUGAUCGCAAGGAUGGUCUCAAGCAGCACGUCCUGGGGGCGCAUCUCUCCACCGCGAAUGACUACACCAGGAAAGGAUUUGAGCCUCCAGAUACUUGGUCGGAGACUGAAGACGGGUUCUCACCGAAUCUGGAUGGUCUCUGGUGUGGCUUCUGCAGAAGUUCCUCCGCGACUACCGCCGCGAGGAUGGACCACGUUGCGCAACACUUCCGAGACGGUUUUCAGAUCAGUUCAUGGGGUUCGAGGCUGAACACCCCUGAUAUUAGGCCCACAUGA